CUGACUCGAUGUCACCUCAGCAUAGGAGGACCUCUAAACCUUGUGGACAUGGUUUACUCACCGCUCGAUGGGCUGGAAGUUGCAGCAGACUGCGGGAAGUGUUUCAGCUCGGCGUACUAACGGAAAACUUCAGUUGUUAACUGAGGUAUUAAAUAAAUCUUAUUGUUUGAUCUUUGCAUCCAUGUGCAUGAAAUGAACACGCCGAUAUUGGAAAGCGGAGCAGGGAUUAUUUCAAUUAGGGGAGCGAGCGGCUCAAGACGGAGCGGCAGCGCAGAGGAAGCGCACGGAAAACGCGCACGUGUGGCGCUUUGAUUCAUAUUGCCGUCUCUGCUCGCUGAUAUGGUUUGAUCACUGCUCUUCAAUCUGAGGAUACAUGCUGGAGGAUUCUGCAUCUGAUCAGCACAGUAAGGGUAAAGAUGCAGCGGAGGGCAGUGUCGUGUCUGUGGCUGCUGAGCCUCACCGUGGUGUCGGUGUCAGUCCGCGGAUUUCCCACGCACUUCAAGAGGACUUCAGCCAGAGACAGAAACACCACAGCGUCUGUUACUGAGGUGAUAGCAGAGACGAGUCCUGGCAACAAUCGUCAGACUCUCCAGGAGCUUCAGCAGGAGAACCUUCUGCAGACUCUGCCAUCUGGUCCAUCUCUCCCCAAGUCCAGACAACGCUGGUCCCAGCACCAUCACCAGGGUGUCCUCCCCCCACCUGAACCUGAGGAAGACCCUGAGCUUUUCAUCCUGGACCUGAGGAACUUCCCAGAGCUGGCUAAUGCAGACAUGGGCUCACAGAAUCCCAACAUCCAGGUGACCAUCGAGGUGGUAGAUGACACACAGACUGAGACGGAGGUGGAGAUGGACCUGGUCAAGGAGGGUCAGCGUAAUGACUGGUCGGUGUCAUCUUCAGAAUGGGCCAACAGCCACAAGAAGCUGUUCUGGCCAUUGUUUUGGGAGUACCCAGAGCAGGUGGAGAAUGGGUUGGAAAGAGCCAGUUUGGAGGAACAAUCUGAGGACUACAACUACGACCCAGAGGAGCCCGUUCUGAGUGGAGUCGGGGGAGACUGGGGUGGUCACUGGAACAAAGACUGGGAUGCAAAGGAUAACUACGAGUACGAGGAGGAGUGGAGCGACUGGGCUCCCUGCAGUGUGAGCUGUGGACACGGCACCCAGAAACGCACCCGUUCCUGUGGCUACGCAUGCACGGCGACUGAGUCACGCACGUGUGACCUGGAGAGCUGUGCCGACACUGUGAUUUCAGUGACCGACCUGACACCCAUCCAGACGACCAACAGCACAGACUCCCUGGACACAAAUGUGGACAGCUGUGAGAAGUGGCUAAGCUGCAAGAAUGACUUCCUCCAGAAGUACCUGCACCAGGUGCUCACAGAGCUUCCCAGCUGCCCAUGCUUCUACCCCUCUGAGGCCGUUUACAGCGCCGUCAACAUCCAGGACGGCAAACUUCGCAAGACCUAUCGAUGGAGGGACGCGAGCGGACCCAAAGAACGCCUGGACAUCUACAAACCUUCGGCCAGAUUCUGCAUCCGCUCGAUGCUGUCAUAUGACAGCACAACGCUGGCAGCGCAGCACUGCUGCUACGACGAUCAGAUGAGACUGAUAACACGAGGGAAAGGAGCAGGGGCGCCAAAUUUGAUCAGUACUGAGUUCUCACCAGAGCUGCAUUACAAGGUGGAUGUACUGCCCUGGAUCCUGUGCAAGGGUGACUGGAGUCGGUUUCACUCAGUAAGGCCACCCAACAAUGGGCUGGACUGUUCUGAUAACCCCCCAGAACAAGUGUUUCAGGUGGAACUUAAAGAGGCCAGGGAGUACUGACGGGGGGGGGGUUGUAAGGGGUCUUAACGAAAAGGGAGAACAACAGGGAGAUGCGGAUGGUAGUUCAAAUCUACAUUUCUCUUGUCCUCUCCAUCCUGCACGAGCACAGAAAAACUGAGCUGCAAUGUUAAAACAGUGUUCCUGUGGUCCUUUUGCCAUGCAUGAACUCCUGCCAGAUGAGGUACUUUGGUGCAGUUGCAAGCUUUGUUGUUGCAAUCUCAUGACCUCCUGCAUCAACUGACACUUUGUUUUUUUAAUAAAAAGGGACAUAACUUUCAAAGUAUAUGAAAAUAUGAAAGGAAGACAUGGACAACCAAUACUGAAGCUUUUUAUACUCAUAUGUAGACUGUUUGUUUGCAGCAACAAAAAUGUACUGUUGUUGGAACUAUUGGAGGGACAAUGAACUCAAGAGAUGUUCUAUUUGGACCUUCGUCAGCUAAUCCCUGUUCCUGUAUGUUGCUGCUACCCUGUUGGGAUGUGCUGUGCUGAGGUGAAUGUCUCAGAUGGCAGUGGCAUGUGUGUGUAUGUUUGUGUGUGAGUGUGUGUGUGUGCGGGUAUGAGUGUGGAAUGGAUUACCUUAUUUAUUGGCCCCUGAACUAUCUUAAUCAGAUUUAGUGUCCCUGCGAAAGAAAUUCUUGUCUAGCUGGUAAGAAAAGAAUAAAGUCAAAUGGACCCUUCGGACUA
Messenger RNA from Epinephelus lanceolatus (giant grouper), 2504 nucleotides. It is a transcript of the gene ism2a, whose product is annotated as isthmin 2a. NCBI's taxonomy places the organism in Eukaryota, Metazoa, Chordata, Actinopteri, Perciformes, Serranidae. The record is from RefSeq and is a predicted model, not a curated record.